Sodiomyces alkalinus F11 is the source of this 519-nucleotide messenger RNA. RefSeq lists its product as hypothetical. The record is from RefSeq and is a predicted model, not a curated record. The transcript has a single exon. Bases 158 to 433 code for a protein of 91 amino acids. NCBI's taxonomy places the organism in Eukaryota, Fungi, Ascomycota, Sordariomycetes, Glomerellales, Plectosphaerellaceae.
UGGCAUUCCAACCGCCAGCCAUUUCGAACGAUUUUAGCCACAGAGACGAUCGAGAAUGCUAUCGGGAGUUGCACCCCGAAUUUGCGCCCAUUUUUCCAAUACUUCACUACCUUGCCUUACAUUAAUAUGUCCCAUGUUAUUAAGUCACUAACAAUUCAUGUCGCCUCCAUUCACGCUAUCGUUGGUAGCACAGAGUAUCCGUAUAUCUUCGACAUCCUUUAGAUACAUCUCCCGGCCGUUUACUCUUUUGGUUGUACCGUCAAUCAUCAUAUAUUAUUCGAAACACAUCAACUAUUGUUGUCCCGUCUUUGCCGAGAAAGAGACAAGGGGCAAACACCUACGUAUUCGGAAGCAGUACGGCAGACAAAAACAUAAUAACUUAUUUCCUCCUAUGAAUGAUAGAGGCCGAGGGAUGACCUGGCCAAGACGAUGAGGGUCAAAUUUAAACGAAACGGACGAGAAGCGGCGGUUCAAGUCCAACAAAAAUCGUUGAAGGCGAGUGAAAUAGUUGCUACCCAU